AUGAAGCUGAAUUGUGGAAGUGGAAAUGGAAGCCUGCAAAUUUCAGAAAGUUCAAGUGAAGUAUCAUCAUCCCAAGAUGGAAGCAUUCCCAUGGUAGAAGAGAUGAUAUUGGGCUUCGAUGACAUGACAACAGAAAUUGUAAGAAAGCUUGUUGGAGGACCAAAUUACUGCCAGAUUAUUUCCAUCUUUGGAAUGGGUGGGCUUGACAAGACAAUGUUAGCAAAGAAAAUAUACAAUCAUUCCAGUGUUAAGGACCAUUUUGAUGAGCUUUCUUGGUGUGUUGUUUCUCAAACUUAUCAAAAGAGAAAACUAUUGAAAUGGAAGGAGAAGAAGAGUUGGCCGAAUGCUAUUACAAAGGGUAUAAGAUACCUCAUCGUUAUGGACGAUCUAUGGGAUAAAGAAGCAUGGGAUGAUUUGAAAAAGUUAUUUCCACAAGACAGAAAUGGAAGCAGAGUGUUUUUCACCAGUCGGCUGAAAAAUGUGGUAUUGGAAAUUUCACAUGUUGUCAUUGAACCUCCUCCCCUGUCAUCAGAUGAAAGUUGGAAUUUAUUAGAGCAGACGGUGUUCAAGAAAGAACGUUGCCCUCAUGAAUUGCAAGAUAUUGGAAAGCAAAUUGCAACAAAUUGUCAUGGACCCCCGCUUUCAGUCGUCAUGAUUGCCGGAGUUCUGAGUUCUUUCAAAUAUGGAGAAGAAAGAAAGCUUAUGCUUGAAUCACUCAAAAUGGUUUAUGAAAGUAGAUUCAAAGGUGAUUACUCAGUGGUUAACUUCCCCAAGAAUAUCAGAAAACUUACUCUCUCUAAAAUUGGUUUGCCACGGGAAAAGAUGUCAUUAAUUGGGACAAUGCCCGACUUGGAGAUUCUAAAAUUAGAGAGGGAAGCCUUUGAAGGAGAUAUCUGGAACACCAAGGAUGACGAGUUCCAAAAACUCAAAUCUCUUAAAUGA
This is a messenger RNA of Olea europaea var. sylvestris, 942 nucleotides long. Its product is annotated as putative late blight resistance protein homolog R1A-3. Lineage: Eukaryota; Viridiplantae; Streptophyta; Magnoliopsida; Lamiales; Oleaceae. The coding region runs from base 1 to 942 and encodes 313 amino acids. Gene Ontology annotation, biological process: defense response to other organism. The record is from RefSeq and is a predicted model, not a curated record. The transcript has 3 exons. Gene Ontology annotation, molecular function: ADP binding.